CAGUCUUUAUAUAAACCUCUCCUUCACCUUCACUGUCUCUCUCUAAAUUCGCCCUUCAAUCGUUUUCUCUCUCUUAAAUCGUGUAUCAAUCUGCACACAAAUAUAUAUUCACCGAUAUAUUCGAAGUCUGAUAAACUCGGAUGCACCUCAUUGUUGAAUCUUUGCUCAAAAUCCAAGCUCUCUCUAUAAUAAAAAACAUCUCUUUAAUUAAAGGUAUGUAGGCUCUGUUCAUUCGAUCAAUUUGAUAAAGGAGUGGAGAAAUCGAGUUUAUUGGUAGAACUAAGUUGAGUUUGGCAAUCGGGAAUUGGUUUUUGAGGGUUUUGAAGGUCUGAUUCUAGGGUUUAGGGUUUUUAGCGAGUAAUGGAUGAUCUGGAAAAGGCCAUUCUGAUAAGCUUUGAUGAAUCCGGCUCGAUUAAUUCGGUGCUAAAAGAACAAGCAGCUGCCUUUAUUCAGCAAGUUAAGGAUAGGCCAUCAAUUUGUAGCAUUUGUAUAGAAAAGUUUUGUGUUUCGAACCUAGUGGAGGUUAAGUUUUGGUGUUUGCAGUGCCUCCAUGAGAUUCUUCGAGUUAGGUACCCUUCAAUGUCGUUGGAGGAGAAGGAUUUGAUUCGGAAAUCCGUGUUUUCGAUGGCGUGUGGCGAACCUGUCCAUGCCAAUGACACUAAUGCGGGGAGGAUUUUCGAGAGCCCUUCGUUUGUAAAGAAUAAGCUUGCCCAGGUUUUUGUGACAUUGAUUAGUUAUGAGUAUCCGGAAAUCUGGCAAUCUGUUUUUGUUGAUUUCUUGCAUAAACUGAGUAAAGGAGCUGCUGUGAUUGAUAUGUUUUGUCGGGUUUUGAAUGUGAUGGAUGAUGAGUUAAUUAGCUUGGAUUAUCCGCGUAGUGGGGAUGAUGUGGCUAAGGCAGGAAAGAAGAUAUACCAGAGCCUACAGGAUACAGUUGCCCGAUUCACAAGAAUGGGCAGGCUCUCAGACGACGUUUCACUAUCUGAAGAUGGAAGUCACAUUUUUGAGGCAAUUGGCUUGUUAAUCGGGAUGGAAGAUGUACCCCUUGAGAAACAGUCUGAUUAUCUCUCGGCAUUGCUGACUCCUCUUUGCCAGCAGGUUGAGGCGGCCCUCUUAAAUGCUAAGCCUCAGCAUCCUGAAGAGUCUCUUCUGCAGAUUGAAAAUAUGCAGCAAACAGUUAUGGCUAUUAAUGCCCUUAGCAAGGGCUUCAGUCAGCGUCUGGUAACUACCACCCGCCCUGGAAUUGGUCUCAUGUUUAAAAAGACUUUGGAUAUCCUCCUGCAAAUUCUUGUUGUCUUCCCUAAGGUAGAACCCCUGAGAAGUAAGGUUACAUCUUUCAUUCAUCGUAUGGUCGACAUUCUAGGACCUUCAAUAUUUCCUUAUCUUCCAAAUGCACUGGGCCAGUUGCUAUUAGAAAGUGAGCCGAAGGAAUUGGUGGGUUUUCUCGUACUUCUGAAUCAACUCAUCUGCAAAUUUGCUACCGAAGCCCGUGACAUCUUGGAAGCUGUGUACCCUGUUAUUGCUAGUAGGGCAUUCAGUAUUCUCCCAAGGAAUGAUAUUCAGUCAGGGCCAGGCAGCUGCGGUGAGGAAAUUCGUGAAUUGCAAGAGCUUCAAAAAACAUUCUUUAUAUUUCUAAAUGUUAUUGCUACACAUGAGCUUUCUUCAGUCUUCUUGUCCCCUAAAAGUACUCCGCACCUUGAGUUGAUGAUGCAUUUGCUGCUACAUAAUUCUUGCAAUCAUAAGGAUAUCAAUAUUAGAAAGGCAUGUGUUCAAGUAUUCAUUAGGCUAAUCAAGGACUGGUGCUCUGUUCCUUAUGGCAAAGAAACGGUCCCUGGUUUUCAGAAGUUCAUAAUCGAGACAUUUGCAGUCAAUUGUUGCCUGUACAGUGUGCUUGAUAAAUCCUUUGAGUUUCGUGAUGCAAAUACUGUCCUCUUAUUUGGUGAAAUAGUAACUGCCCAAAAGGUCAUGUAUGAGAAAUUUGGCAAUGAUUUUCUUCUUCAUUUCGUAUCAAAGUGUUUUCCAAGUAUACAUUGCCCUCAAGACUUGGCCGAACAGUAUUGUCAAACGCUGCAGGGCAAUGACUUCAAGGCACUGAAGUCCUUCUACCAGUCCCUCAUAGAAAGGUUGAGACCACUACAAAAUGGCAGCUUGGUUUUCAGAUAGCAAAACGUCAUGUAUUCUUUCUGGCUCCAUGUAACACUAAAGACCCUAAUGUUACAGACGUCGCUGUUCAAUAUUUAUCCAUCAAAGGUCUCUUUUCGUGUACAUAUGAUUCGUUGGUCACCAUGGAUGGUGGAGAUCCGUGGAUGUUCGUUAUUUCCAUGUGACUUCAGUUUUGUUUCGUUCACAUCAUCUAAGGGAGAGUAUCAGCAAAGAACGCCCUCAAGAAGGCGAUGCCUCUGGACCUCAGGUUCUAUCUUCCAUAUUACGAGGAAAUAGUAGAUUUGGUUUUUAAAACUCUACAUUCCCUUUUACUUCCUUUGCCCGUCCCUAGUGUGAAAAUGAGCAGAUUUUGUUUUCAUCAUCAGUCUUUAUAAAUUAGUUCCCGUUACACGAUCUUCUUCAUUUCAUUCAUUGUUUUCAUACGAAGCGACUCAUAUGUGAUCGAGUUGAGCUGCUUUCCACUACAAUCGUUUUCCUAUUAUGAAGUGUGAAUGAAGAAGUUGUUGCUAUGCUAGUGGUGAAUCUUGACAUAUUUAGUGUUAAAAAAUAUUAUGAUUGUUGUCGGAUUCUCUGAUAUUCUUGUGAUCAUAGUAGAAAUCAAGCCAAUUCUUUCAUCAUUUA
This is a messenger RNA of Salvia hispanica, 2781 nucleotides long. Lineage: Eukaryota; Viridiplantae; Streptophyta; Magnoliopsida; Lamiales; Lamiaceae. The record is from RefSeq and is a predicted model, not a curated record.